AUGAGCUUACUUUGUACGAUUCCCGAAAGUCCUAGUGAACCGUUGCAAAAAAUCGAUUUCCAUUCGCAGUACAAGGAAUACAAUAGGCUGCCAUGCGUAUCGCAUUUGGACGACGGUAAGUAGCUAAGUAUGCCGAAAAAUCACGCUUUCGUAAAGAUAUUUUGUGCUGUAAAUUAACGCAAAUUAACUUUCAGACAGUAUCACUUUUUGUGAAAACCAAAAGUUCAUCUUGUAUUAAAGGAAAAUAUUGUCUUAAAAAAAGGCUAAAUUUCUGAAUGAAUUUUUGAAACGCAGCAAUUACUGCCAUUGUGUUGAAUUCAACAGCAUGCAGAGAUUUUGGAAAAGCGGCUGGUGCUAAGAUUUUUAUCAGUGAUUUGUAAAAAGUUACGCUAUAUAGGCUGUAAUAAAUCCGAGAAAAGUGAAAGCCAAAGAAUGGACCUCGGGUAUUAUUAACGGUUGUCUGUGCCCUUUCAACCAAAUUCAUACUUUCGGAUACUCACAUGCUUUAGUUCGUCUAGUUACCACAGUUCUGAUAAUAUAAGCAUAGAAUGGAAUAAAGGUAAACCAAGUAAUUGAGUCAAAGUCCUUUAUCAAUGUUCUAGACAUUCUUGGUGAAAGUAAUCAUCAUCCACCAUCAAGCAUUGCAGUCAAAUGGCAUCUUGGUGCACAGUUGAUUUUAUUUGUCUCAAUGCUCACCUCUGUUGGCAUUGGAAUUCUGGUUUUUGGUAAGACCGUUAGUUAAAGACUAAAGUAAAAGUAUACUGCAUAACUCCUGUCAGUUCUAAACUGUGCUCCCUCCCUACAGAUCCACGAAGGGCCAUGCCUACAAUGUCUACGUUGUUUACGAUUGAGUUAAUAAUCACAGAACUGCAUAUACUGCAGGAAUAAAAUCCCAGUUAGAGGUAACUCACGCGCAACCCUAGUAUCCUCGUAUUUUGUGUUUCUAGUGCUAUCCCUUUCUGGAAAUAGCAAGACUGCGUUUGGAUUUGCGGUAAGAUUUAUAGCCCAAAUGUACAGGAUAUCAAUAUAUCAACGUGCGAGACGCGGGCAAUCUGCGACCAGCUGCCUCACCAGUUGCGGUCAUGCCUCGUUUGUUUUUAUUCUCAACCAACAAUAAUGGCGCGUCAGACUUCACCCGUAGCACAACUUUUAGCUGUUCUGACAGCAUUGAAGGCCUCCUCUACUCUUCCACUACACACAUAAAAACGCACAAGUUGUUACAGGUCUGCAAAUAAGUUGUUACAAAUCUGUUCACAAGCUAUCGACAAGUUGUGUUCGCACUGCUUGUUCCCAGUUGUUGUAACAAGUUUGGAACAAGCUGUUAACAACUUGUAACAACCUUGUUCAUAUUAUCAGACUUGUUACAAGGUUGUUCUGACAAGUCUGAUACAGUCAUGAUGUGACAAGAAUGUUACAAGGUUGACGACACAAGGUUGUAACAAUAUUGUUAUAUCAUGACUGUAUCGGACUUGUUAGAACAAUCUUGUAACAAGUCUGAUAAUAUCAACAAGACUGUUACAAGUUGUUAACAGCUUGUUCCAAACUUGUUGACAACUUGGGACAAACACAGCUUGUUGUUGGACUUGUCGGACUUGCUACAAGAUUUUUACGUGUGUAUAUAGUACACAUUGUGUCUGGCAACAAGUUGUGUUCGCACUACUUGUCCCAAGUUGUCGACAAAUUUAGAACAAUCUGUUAACAACGUAUAACAGCCUUGUUGAUACUAUCAGACUUGUUCCAACAAGUCCGAUACAGUCAUGAUAUAACAAUAGUGUUUACAACCUUGUGUCGUCAACCUUAUAACAUUCUUGUUAUGUGACUGUAUCACACGUUUUAGAACAACCUUGUAACAAGUCUGAUAAUGUGAUCAAACUUGUUACAAGUUGUUAACAGCUUGUUCCAAACAUGUUACAACAACUGGGAACAAGCAGUGCGAACACAACUUGUCGACAGCUUGUGAUCAGAUUUGUAACAACUUGUGCGUGUUUACGUGCAUGUGUAUGUAAGCACCUUGCUUCUACUCUGCGACUGUAGUGAACUUAUAAUCAAACAACUGUAUAUGCAGGAAUUGAAACACCGGUCACAGAGUUGAAAUGUAAAGGCUUAAACCAUGCGACUGCUUAACCAACGCACCCAUGCACUCCCUAUAACAAAACGUUAUUUAUAUUCCCACUUAGUUUGACUCACUAUUGGACACCGCGACCUCAGCGAUUGUGUUUUGGAGAUUUUAUGGCACAGCUGGUUUGGAAUAUUCUUGGGACAGAGAAAAACAGUAAGUUGAAACGACGUCCAUCUUAUUUGUGGAUACUGUUUAGAAGAAGUAAAUGAUUCCGUGAAUUUUACUCACUACAUGCACUGUGAACAAAACCGUUUGCAAAAUAUACCCAGGAAUGCCUCAAUGCCACACUAAAUAUAUUUUCAUUAUCUUUUGUAGAGCAUGUAUUGGAAUUGGUGUAUGUUUUAUUGUUUCAUCUUUUGGGAUAUUCUCACGUACGGUCUACCUUCUGCUUCAACAAGAGAUGCCGGAAAAGGUUUGUUAAUCGUCACAAAACAACUUUGAAUAAGUUCCGCGUGUAGGUGUAAACACCACAGUAUCAUGCUAAGGGAACGUAUGCUAUCACUUCCCUCAUAUUUUAGACACCAGGACUUCUUGUUAUUGCCUGCAUAAGUUGUGUUGGUUUUGCUAUCAUCUCUUGGUUCAAAUUUGUCAUUGGUAAUGCCAUUCACAGUUUGUCAAUGAAAACUGACGGUAUGCAUUUAAACUAGAAUUGUUUAAAUUUUUAAGGGGGCUUAUUAUUUUGAUAACUCUGACAUGGCUACCCUGUAAUAGUGGCGUCCUGGUAGGGCCGGUAUUUUGAGGAGAUAUACUGCUGUGGUUUGUGUCUAAACUACACCUUAGAAGAUGGAAAAACCUCUCGACAGACAUUCCUUUCAUAGGAAGGAAGGAAGGAAGGAAGGAAGGAAGGAAGGAAGGAAGGAAGGAAGGAAGGAAGGAAGGAAGGAAGGAAGGAAGGUAGUCCAGACACCAACCAUGGCAGCUUACUCUAGAAUACUACCUAGACUGGAUUCCAAUUUUUGAGUAUAGACUCGUUUUCAUGUUUUCAUUCUGGUUUACUUGUUUCAGCGUUUAAUUCAGCGACCACGGCGUUCAUGGCUCUGGGUCUGUUAGCAAGCACUUUCGCCCAACGUCAAAAUGAUCAAGUGUGGUUUUUGGAUUCAAUUAUCGCGAUUUCCAUCGCUUUUGUUAUAUUUGUCUACGGCUUAAGGUAGUUAUGACGUCAUAUUUCAAAUCCGACUAUGAGGACUGGACUAGAUUUCAAGUACGCGCAAUGGACCAUUUGCAUUAUAGACUAAAUUUUGAUCUAGACAAAAAUUUCAUCACAGCUUGAAAGAGUAUCACAAAAUUAGUAAUAUUCCAAAGUUUCGUUGCGAAAUGUUGUAAAAUACGGAUAAUAUAGCCUUGCGAAGUUUGCCGUUUUUCAGUCAUUUUGUAUUACACGGGAAAUUGAGCCCAAUUGGGGCCAAUUUCCCGUGCGUAAUACAAAAUGACUGAAAAACGGCAAACUUCGCAUGGCUAUAUUAUCCGCAUUUUACAACAUUUCGCAACGAAACUUUGGAAUAUUACUAAUUUUGUGAUGCUCUUUCAAGCUGUGAUGAAAUUUUUGUCUAAAUCAAAAUUUAGUCUAUAAUGCAAAUGGUCCAUUUGAUCACGUCCGAGGCGAAGCAGAGGACUGGAUCAAAAUGCGAGGACUUAAAUUCGAGUCAUGCAGUCCGAAUUGGAGGAUUUGAAAUGACAUUUGAUAUGAAGCGAGGUGAAUUAAUUUUGAUACAGUCUAAGGACUGAAUUAAUUUUGAUCCAGUGCUAGGACUAGUGGAUCAGUAUACUUCACCGGGUAUCCAGUAUUAUCAUGUGAGCAAAAUUAAGCAAUAUGGUUAGCUAAUUUACUCAUAAAUUAUUAAGAGGCAAUUUUUUUCAAUGUCACGUAAUUGCAAUGAAAAGAGUUCAAAAUCUAAAAUCUUUUUGGCGUUCCUCUCAAAAUUACUUUGUUUUAGCUUUAUUCUUUAGUUUAUAGAGUCAGCAACCUUUUUAAAUGCAUCUGCCGGUUGAGAAACAUAACAUAAUAGUUAAAAAUUGUCAAUUAAAAUACAAUGAUCAAUGAUGCUUUAAAAUUAACGCCAUAUUUACAGCCAUAUAAGCAAAACUUACUGAACUUCAGACAUCAUUUUCUCUUUGGCGUACCAUCUAAAAUCUCUUCAAUUUAGUAUUAUUUUACAGAUAAAGCACUAAACAUACUUUUUAAGUUUGUUUGCCGAUUGAGAAACGUAUUGAAAAAUAACCUCAUAACCUCAAGCAUUAUUAUAUACGCAUUAGUUUUGAGCGCGUGUUACGUAACAUACAAAAAAAUCUCCUCUUAAACAACUUUACGUACGAAUGACAACAGGUAGCUUAUAAAAGAGUUGAAAGCAUAAUUUUCCUCAAAGAGUCAACUCGGUGCAUGUACGGCAAAUGGUCUCCAUCCCAAUAACGUUUGUUUUCGUUCCAUAGGCUCCUGACAGACCUACUCCUGGGGCAUGGCAAAGAGCACGAAUGGACAUUCAUUGAUUAA
Paramuricea clavata is the source of this 4607-nucleotide messenger RNA. NCBI's taxonomy places the organism in Eukaryota, Metazoa, Cnidaria, Anthozoa, Malacalcyonacea, Plexauridae. The record is from the annotation of a GenBank genome assembly.